Lolium rigidum is the source of this 3476-nucleotide messenger RNA. Its product is annotated as AP-4 complex subunit epsilon-like. The transcript has 11 exons. NCBI's taxonomy places the organism in Eukaryota, Viridiplantae, Streptophyta, Magnoliopsida, Poales, Poaceae. Bases 133 to 3009 code for a protein of 958 amino acids. Gene Ontology annotation, cellular component: AP-4 adaptor complex; membrane coat. The record is from RefSeq and is a predicted model, not a curated record. Gene Ontology annotation, biological process: receptor-mediated endocytosis; intracellular protein transport. Gene Ontology annotation, molecular function: cargo adaptor activity.
AAACCCACCUUCCCACUCGCCCGAUCCAGAUCUCCACCUCCUCACUUCCCCGCCCCUCACCGCCACCACCGUCGCCGUCGCCGGCGGCGACCUACCAGCCUCCAUCCACCCCGCGCCCCCCAGCCCAACGCAAUGGAGCAGCUCCGGACGAUCGGGCGGGAGCUGGCGAUGGGGUCGCAGGGCGGGUGGGGGCAGUCGAAGGAGUUCCUGGACCUGGUCAAGUCCAUCGGCGAGGCCCGCUCCAAGGCGGAGGAGGACCGCAUCAUCGUCCGCGAGCUCGAGUACCUCAAGCGCCGCCUCGCCGACCCCGACGUGCCGCGCCGCAAGAUGAAGGAGCUCCUCCUGCGCCUCGUCUACGCCGAGAUGCUCGGCCACGACGCCUCCUUCGGCCACAUCCACGCCGUCAAGAUGACCCACGACGAGUCCCUCCCGCUCAAGCGCACCGGCUACCUCGCCGUCGCGCUCUUCAUCGACGAGCGCCACGACCUCGUCAUCCUCGUCGUCAACACCAUCCAGAAGGACCUCAGGUCCGACAACUACCUCGUCGUCUGCGCCGCGCUCACCGCCGCCAGCAGGCUCAUCGGCGAGGAGGCCAUCCCAGCCGUGCUGCCACAGGUCGUCGAUCUCCUCGCGCACCCCAAGGAGGCCGUAAGGAAGAAGGCUGUCAUGGCGCUCCACCGAUUCUACCAGCGAUCCCCCUCCUCCGUCUCCCACCUAGUCUCCAACUUCCGCAAGAAACUCUGUGAUAAUGAUCCUGGGGUGAUGGGUGCAACUCUAUGCCCACUCUAUGACCUGGUUUUGGAAGAUCCAAAUGCGUACAAGGAUCUAGUUGUUAGCUUUGUUAACAUUCUCAAACAAGUUGCAGAGAGGAGGCUUCCAACUUCCUACGACUACCACCAAAUGCCCGCACCAUUUAUUCAGAUAAAAUUAUUGAAAAUACUCGCUGUACUGGGUAGCGGUGACAAGCAAGCGAGUGGCCAUAUGUACACUGUCUUGGGUGACAUAUUCAGGAAGGGUGAUAGUGCCAGCAACAUUGGCAAUGCAAUAUUGUACGAGUGCAUAUGUUGUAUCUCGUGCAUUUUCCCAAACUCUAAGAUGCUAGAUGCUGCAGCUGAAACAACAUCAAAGUUUCUGAAGAGUGAUAGCCAUAAUCUUAAGUAUAUGGGCAUUGAUGCUCUUGGACGACUAAUAAAAAUAAAUCCUGAUAUUGCAGAAGAGCACCAGCUGGCUGUUAUCGAUUGCUUAGAGGACCCUGAUGACACUUUGAAGCGUAAGACCUUUGAGCUUCUGUAUAAGAUGACAAAAUCAACUAAUAUCGAAGUGAUAGUUGAUCGGAUGAUUGAAUACAUGAUCAGCAUAACUGAUCACCAUUAUAAGGCAGAAAUUGCAUCACGUUGUGUUGAGCUAGCUGAACAGUUUGCGCCCAGCAAUCAGUGGUUCAUCCAGACCAUGAACAAAGUCUUUGAGCAUGCUGGAGACCUUGUCAACAUUAGAGUGGCGCACAAUCUAAUGCGUCUUAUUGCUGAAGGAUUUGGAGAGGAGGAUGAAGGUGCUGAUAGUCAAUUGAGAUCAUCAGCUGUCGAUUCGUACCUCCGGAUUCUGGGGGAGCCAAAGCUUCCGUCCUCAUUUUUGCAGAUCAUAUGCUGGGUUUUAGGGGAAUACGGAACAUCAGAUGGGAAGCAUCCUGCUUCUUAUAUUAUCGGGAAGUUGUGUGAUGUGGCAGAGGCCCACCCAACGGAUGACACUGUCAGGGGUUACGCAAUCUCAGCAAUUUUGAAGAUAUUUGCAUUUGAAAUUGCUGUUGGAAGGAAGACUACUAUGUUGCCCGAGUUUCAGUCAUUGGUAGAUGAAUUAUCAGCUUCGCAUUCAACAGACUUGCAGCAGCGUGCAUACGAGGUACAGGCUUUACUAGGCUUGGACAAACAAGCUGUUGGAAGUGUAAUGCCCUUGGAUGCCAGUUGUGAAGAUAUUGAGGUCGACAGAAACCUCUCAUUUUUAAACAGUUAUGUGCAGCAAGCCUUGGAAAAGGGUGCGGCACCUUACAUUCCUGAAAGUGAACGCUCAGGCGCUGUAAGUGUUGGCAACUACAGAGCACAGGACCAACAUGAUACAUCUGCCCAUGCUCUUAGAUUUGAGGCCUAUGAGCUACCUAAACCUUCAGUACCUACAGCAACCUCACAAGCCAGCGUUUACCUACCGACUACUGACCUUGUUCCAGUUCCAGAACCAAGUUACUAUAAGGAAGACCAUCAGAUAGGAAGAUCCCAGCCAUCAGGCAGUGCACCUUCUGGUGAAUUUGGUGCCAAACUUCGUCUUGAUGGGGUUCAGAAGAAAUGGGGAAGGGAAUCCUAUACCUCCUCUUCUACACCUUCAAGCUCGACCUCUAGCCAACAAGCAGCCAAUGGAGCUUCUAGCUCUGACGGGGGAGCUCCUAUAAGUUCACAGGCACGGGAAUCCUCGUAUGGUUCUAAGAAACAGCAGGCAACAGAAGUUUCAGCAGAAAAACAACGGCUGGCUGCUUCACUUUUUGGUUCGGCUGCAAAAGCUGAUCGGAAGGCACAUGCUGGUCGGAGGGCAGCAAAAGAGAGUUCCUCCACUGAGAAAGUAACUGUUGCUAAUGCAGCACCUCAGCCUGCCAAGGAGCAAGUAGUCCCAGCUGUCCCACCACCAGAUCUGAUGGAUCUGGGUGAGCCAGUUCCAUCAAGUGCCCCAUCAGCUGACCCUUUCUCACAGUUAGAUGGGCUCCUUGGACCAGCAUCAGCCUCUCCGGUUGUUUCUGCAACCUCAGCUCCCAGCGCUUCCAACACACCAGACCUCAUGUCCAUCUUCUCGGAUGACACUGGAACCACCAGUGGAUCGGCAGAACCCGCAGUUGGUGCCCAAAAAGGAGCAACUGCAAAGAAGGGCCAUAGUCUUCAAGAUGCCUUGCAGAAGGAUGCCACCGCACGGCAAGUCGGUGUGACACCAACAGGGAACAAUCCUAAUCUAUUCAAGGACUUGCUAGGCUAGAAUACAUCAGAUGUUCAGUGUGCACAAGUUGGGUUGAAGCCGUCAAAUCCCCAAGAUGGUUUGAUGGGUGAACCGGUGAUGAUCAAGCUGUUUGAUCAGCACAGGAACGAGGGAUAUACUUGGUUGAGUCACAAGGCACGACCUUUGCCCUCCCAAUUGGGAGGGGUUUGCGGUGUUGACGGGUUGAUGUUUGCGGGUAACUUUCCUGUUGCGUUUUUUCGCAUGGCAAUUUUCUUGUUGAGACUAGUGUACAUGUGUUUAUUACAUGAUGUGUAAUUUGUACAUGACGAGGUCGGUGUCCAGAGGCGUGCGCCUGCGCUGUUUUGUUCAGCUGCGAAGGGGCCUGUUGUGUCGAUGUUUGAUAUUUACCCAUAUUGGAUAUACAGUAGAUGGACUCUGGGAACUAGAAUACUUUGUGUCAUCAGAUAGCUCUUGGAACUGAAUGGAAUAAAAAUGUAAGUUUAUCA